Liolophura sinensis is the source of this 7279-nucleotide messenger RNA. Its product is annotated as dnaJ homolog subfamily C member 13-like. Gene Ontology annotation, cellular component: endosome membrane. Lineage: Eukaryota; Metazoa; Mollusca; Polyplacophora; Chitonida; Chitonidae. Bases 106 to 6852 code for a protein of 2248 amino acids. The transcript has 58 exons. The record is from RefSeq and is a predicted model, not a curated record. Gene Ontology annotation, biological process: endosome organization; regulation of early endosome to late endosome transport; receptor-mediated endocytosis.
CAUGGCAGCUCACGGUGUGUUGGACCUGACCGGGAUGCGAUAACAUCGACGUUCAGGGCGCUACAGACUCGUCAAUUUUGUGGAAGCUGUUGCCACAAGGUCACCAUGACGACCCUGAAGGACAAUCAAGAUGUGGCCUGCUAUUUCACAACAAAACAUUCCUGGAAAGGAAAAUACAAGAGGAUAUUUUCUGUGGGGACAAAAGGCAUCACAACUUACAACCCCAAUACCUUGGAGGUUACAAAUCAGUGGCCAUACAGUGAGUUCAUCAGCAUUGUGCCCAAUGUGAAGGCGCCCACAAACAAUGAGCUCGUUAUAACCAUGAAGAAAGGGCCGCGGAAAACUGACAGCAUGAGAUUCUCAACGGACCACCGGGCCGAUCUGCUGACAGAAGCCUUGAGAUUUAGAGAUCAGUUUGUUGAACAGAACAAAAAUUUGAAGAGGUUCAACGCUUACAAACACCACUGGUCGGAGAACCGUGUUCCUGUCAUUCUGGAAGUGACCCCGGCCUCUCUGAACCAAGUGGACCCCAGCUCAAACAGGGUCCUGUGCUCGUACGAUUACAAAGACAUGGAGGGUCUAGCUCAGGUGUCGGAUUACCCAGGGGGUCUAGCUGUCAUAUAUGGUGGAUUUAACAGGCUGCAUUUAUUUGCUCUGGAGCAGAGAGACGAGUUAGCAAAAAGUGUUUUAGAGUCUGCAGCCGCUUACAUUGGCAUAUCCGUGAAGCAACGGAAAGAGCCGAUCACGUUUGAACACUUCGUCACCCGUAAGAUGGGAAAAUACAGUUCUGACGAGGCCCUGACAUCAUACGCAGAGUUCACCGUACAGAAGAUUUCCCCGCGCCAUGUUGAUUCCGUGCGACGGACAAUGUGUCUGUCGGAAACGUGCCUAGUGGAGCGUGACCCAGCCACUUACAAUCUGGUGACAUGUAAACCGCUCUGUGAUGUUUUUGCAAUAAUUCGUGAUCAGGAAAAUCCCCAGAUGUUCAGUAUAGAGUACGUGAAAGGUGCUGUGCGGACAUACACGUCCACGGACAGAGAUGCACUGAUAGCUUCAGUCCUGGAUGGAGUACGAGCCUCGGGGAACAGAGAUAUUUGUGUCAAGAUGAAACCCACAAAGCGAGGCUACAGACUGGGUCCCUUCACUGUCCCAGUUGAAGAAGAAGUGGAAAGUCAACACCUCAAGUUCAUUCAAAGUCCCCCUGGAUCAAUGACAUUUGAUGAAGCAGUUGAUCGGUUUAACAGCAAUGUUUCCUACAGUGGUUUGUUACAUGCAGUCACACAGGAUGGUUUGUUUUCUGAGAACAAAGAGAAGUUAAUCAACCAGACAUUAGCGAAUCUGAUUGAACGUGAGGGUGAUCAGGCCGUCAUAUCGUCAUCGGCUCUCGAGGCUCAAUUCCACGCUCUCAGGCGACUGGUCGCUUCAAAGGCCGGGUUCAGGGCUUUCACACAGCUGCCAAAGAUGAGAGAGAAAGUUGGAGUGAAGGUGGUGAAGGCACUGAAAAGAGGGGAUGAUGGGGUGACCCACGCAGCUACGGACAUGCUCAACGCUCUCAUGCAGCCUAUGCACGAUGAUUACGAUCUUCGUCAGGAGCAACUUAACAAAUACUCUCUGCUGUCCUCGAGGAAGUUUCUGGAAACAUUGUUGGAAAUGUUCAACCAACAUGUGGUAAAAAGUACAGGGGCUCUAGUCAUAUCCGCCAUGUUGGAUUUUCUCACCUUUGCUCUCUGUGCGCCAUACAGUGAAACAACAGAUGGCUCCCAUUUCGACACGCUCCUUGAACUUGUGGCUGUCAAUGGCAGGAUAGUAUUCAAACUCUUUCAGCAUCCCUCCAUGGCAAUAGUGAAGGGGGCAGGCAUGGUGAUGAAGGCAAUCAUUGAGGAGGGUGAUGCAGAGAUCGCUGCUAAGAUGCAGGACUUGGCCCUGGGGGAGGGGGCACUGCCCAAACAUCUCCUGACCGCAAUGUUCACCCAGAGCACAGACAACAGGAUGCUAACGAACAGGCAGUUGAGUCGCCAUCUUGUAGGAUUGUGGGUAACGGGUCACCCGACGGCCAUGGGCUUACUGAGGAGACUUAUGCCCAAUGGUCUCUUGUUGUACCUGGACUCGCCUGACGAUGUCCCAGCUUCCGAGGACGAUCUCUUGCACAUUCGGGACAACGUCAAGCUAGCACAGGAUCAUCAAAACCGUAACCGCAUGAAUGCACAGUGGCGUGUGAUAGAGAAGAAGAUAGAUAACUUCCUCCAACACUGGAGAGCUCGAGUUGGACUGGAGAAGAAACAGACUGCCAAUGACAAGCCUAUAGUAUUACGGAAACGCCGUCAGAGGAUAAAGAGUGAAGCUAACUGGCCCUUAUUUUAUUAUCACUUCAACAGAGACCAUGCGAAACCCAACCUUAUCUGGAAUUACAAGACAAGAGAAGAGUUGCGAGACGCUCUAGAGAAUGAAAUCCGGGCGUUCAUGGUCGACCGUGAGCUGGGAGCAACUCACAUCAUCGCCUGGAACCACCAAGAGUUUGAGGUCCCGUACAACUGUCUCGCUGAGGAAAUCAAAAUAGGGGAUUAUUAUCUCAGGCUGUUGUUAGAAGAGGACACAGAGUCAGAAGAAACCAGCGCCAUCAAAAAAUCGUAUGAAUUCUUCAACGAUUUAUACCAUCGAUUUCUGCUGACCUCCAAGACCAACAUGAAGUGUAUGUGUCUGCAGGCCAUGACAAUCGUCUACGGUCGAUGCCACGAGGAAAUAGGGGCCUUCAAUGACACACGCUACAUCGUAGGCAUGCUGGAAAGGUGCUCAGACAAACUGGAGAGAGAUAGACUUGUACAUUUCCUCAACAAACUCAUCUUACACCCGAAAAACGUGAAAGAAAUUAUGAAUGCCAAUGGUAUUAAGACACUGGUGGACUUGUUAACCCUGGCUCAUCUACACACGACGAGAGCCACUGUUCCAUUACAGACCAAUGUGAUCGAGGCGUCACCAGACAUGAAGCGUGAGAGCGAGAAGGAGUGGUAUUUUGGUAACAAGGACAAAGAGAGGUUGGGGCCAUACAGCUUUGAUGAGAUGAAGGAUUUCUAUAAGGAGGGUACAGUCCAUGCCAAGACACGGUGCUGGGCACAGGGUAUGGACGGCUGGCGACCCAUGCAGGCCGUUCCGCAGCUCAAGUGGACGAUACUGGCCACUGGUCAAGCAGUCAUGAACGAGUCAGACCUGGCCACACUCAUCCUCAACAUGCUCAACAAGAUGACAGAGUUCUACCCAAGCAGAGAUGUUGACGGUGCAAUCGUGCGUCCACUUCCCCGAGUCAAGAGGAUUUUGUCUGAUGCGGUCUGUCUGCCACACUUAGUACAGCUGCUCUUGACCUUUGACCCAGUAUUGGUGGAGAAGGUCGCGACCUUGCUGUACAACAUCAUGCAGGAUAACCCGAACAUUUCGCGUCUCUACCUGACAGGUGUCUUCUUCUUUAUCAUGAUGUACACCGGGUCAAAUGUGGUCCCUGUGGCUCGUUUCCUCAAGUACACCCACCUGAAACAAGCUUUUCGCUCUGAAGAGUCCAGCAACUCUGAUAUCAUGGUUCGGAGCGUCCUAGGCCACAUGCUGCCCGAGGCUAUGGUCUGCUACCUGGAAAACUACUCGGCCGAAAAAUUCGCUGAAAUUUUCCUGGGAGAGUUUGAUACGCCUGAGGCCAUCUGGAACACAGAAAUGAGACGCAUGAUGAUUGAGAAGACUGCGUCGCACCUGGCGGACUUUUCACCUCGCUUGAUGAGCAACACAAGAGCACUGUACCAGUACUGCCCCAUCCCCAUGAUCAGCUACCCACAGCUGGAGAAUGAACUCUUCUGUAAUAUUUAUUAUCUGAAGCACCUCUGUGAUGUCACACGCUUCCCGGAUUGGCCAAUCAAAGAUCCGGUGAGGUUAUUGAAAGAUAUUUUGGAUGCCUGGAAAAAGGAAGUGGAAAAGAAGCCUCCAACAAUGUCGAUAGAGGAAGCCUUGGAAGUCCUGAAACUCGACAAGGGUGUCGGAGGCCAUGACGAAGGCAAAAUCCGAAAGGCUUACUUCCGCCUGGCCCAGAAAUAUCACCCAGAUAAAAACCCUGAAGGACGUGAUAUCUUUGAGCAGGUUAACAAAGCAUAUGAGUUUCUGUGCAGCAAAAGCAAAGUGACGCAUGGCCCAGAUCCAGCAAACAUAGUCCUGAUCCUGAAGGCUCAAUCCAUCCUCUUCAGCAGAUAUCAAGAAGAACUCCGCCCUUACAAGUACGCCGGGUACCCAAUGUUAAUCAAGACCAUCAAGAUGGAGACCCAUGACGACUCACUGUUCUCUAAGGCAGCUCCCCUUUUAUCCGCGGCCAGCGAGCUCGCAUAUCACACUGUUAACUGUUCUGCUCUCAACGCUGAAGAGCUCAGGAGAGAGAAUGGAAUAGAGGUGUUACAAGAAGCCUUUGCCAGGUGUGUAAAUGUACUGAACGCAUCCAGUACAGAAUCAGAUGUGGCUGUUCAGGUGUGCACAAACAUCACGAAAUGUUACGCGGUGGCGUCUCAGUUUGAGGGAUGUCGCGACAAGAUUCAGGAGCAUCCUUCCAUCAUCAAAGAUGUCUGCCGGAUACUUUAUUACAAAAAUGUGCCUCGCCUGUGUCAGGUGGUCGCUGAAUGCGUCAGCGCAUUCUGCGUGGACUUCUGGCUACAAACUCACCUCUUCCAGGCAGGGGUUCUCUGGCACCUCUUACUUUACCUGUUCAACUAUGAUUAUACUCUAGAGGAAGGUGGUGUGGAGCGUAGUAACGAGUCCAAUCAGCAGGAGGUAUCAAAUAUUCUGGCCAGGCUAUGUAUCCGCGCCUGUGGCAGGCUGGGUGGAUAUUUCCCCCAGGACAGUGAACUCUCCACACCAGACAACCCCACCAUCAAGAAGUCCCUGUCUGCCAUGCUCACACCCUACCUGGCACGGAAACUGGCCAAUGAGCAGUCACAAGAGUUGUUGAAGAUCCUGAACAGUAACACGGAGGACCCGUACCUGAUCUGGGACAACGCCACGAGAGCACAGCUGAUGGAGUUCCUCACAGACGAGCAGCUCAAGAUGAUCAAAACUGGCGAAUGUGACCCCAGUUUUGGAGCCGACUUUGUGUUUGAUAUUCACGCUAAAGAGUUGAUUGUGGGAGAAAUCUUUGUCAGGAUUUAUAAUGAGCAACCAACAUUCCCAUUAGAGAAUGCCAAAGGUUUCACGAUAGACCUUCUGGAUUUCUUAGGAUCCCAGGCUCAGUAUCUCUACUCACUGAUGUCCCUCCAGCAGCAGGGCAAGCCGGUGACAGCAGCUGGCUCAGAGCGGCUGAAAAGUGUGGAGUUGUCACUGGAAGCUCUUCGCAAUGUCAUCAAAAACAAUCCAGCCAAUCAGGUCAAUCCACUCAUGGGAGUGGAGAUUCAGUGUAUAGGCCAUUUUAAGCUUCUCUUCUCGCUGUUAAGACUGGACAACUGUGCCAAACUCCAGCAGUAUGCUCUCGAGGUGAUCAACAAUGUGGCGGCCAAUCAGGAGUGUGUAAACGACAUUGCUGCCUCGGAAGUGCUGUCCUAUUUAUUACUAGCCAUUCAGACCCUGCCAGGCUGUCGGCUGUUGACCUUGGAAAGUUUAUUUUCCUUGAUGUCAAGUACAAAAAUUGUCAAGGAAGCUCUGGCCAAAGGUGCUCUGGUCUACUUGUUGGAUUUGUUCUGUAAUGCCACAAACCCACAGGUGCGACAGCAGACCGCGGAACUCUUCGGUAAAAUGCUGUCUGACAAACUAGUCGGCCCGAAAGUCCGUAUCAUCCUUAACAAAUUCCUGCCAAGUAUUUUCAUGGACGCCAUGAGAGAUUCUUCUGAGGCAGCUGUGCAUAUGUUUGAAGGAACGCAUGAAAACCCGGAGUUGAUCUGGAAUGAUGAAGCCAGGGAAAAGGUGUCAGCAGUGAUCAAAAAGUUAAAAGACAAGCACUUCAAACUGCAGAAAGACAACCCAGAUGUUCGGUGGAAUCUUCCCGAAGACUUCAACGUGGUUUACUCGGACGUCCAGGGCGAGCUGGUGGUCGGAGGCGUCUUCCUACGGCUUUUCAUCUCCAACCCUGGCUGGGUGCUGCGCAAACCCAAAGAGUUCCUGACAGAGUUGUUUGAGAAAUGGGCUCAGCUCACCAACAACAGCACAUUUGAUGGUGAGAUGUUAGAAACUGUGACGACAGCGGUGGUAUGUUUGUUCCAAGCUCAGUCCAACCUGAUUGAUCAGGUACCACAGAUGGGAUACAUCCCCAAAGUUUUUAAGUCCAUGACAAACAAAAACGACGCCAUUCCAAAGUCCGCCAUACAAAUCGCUCACCAGCUAGCUCAGAAUGAGACAUGUGUCCGUAGCAUGGCCCAGAUUGACUGCAUCGCUCCAUUCAAGACUGCGAUGAAACUGCGACGAGAUAUGAUAGCGCUGGCAGCUGAGGCGCUGUCCAAGAUGUUUGAACGCGGGGAAGACGAGUUAGUACAGCAAGCCCUGCAGGCGGAGCUUGUUCCCUUCUUGUUACGCCUGCUAGAAGGUGGCCUGCAGGCAUUGGAGAAUCCAGCAGCAACCAAAGCUCAGCUUGUCAAGGCAUUGAAGGCAAUGCAGAGGAGCCUGCAGUUUGGUGAACAGGUGACAAGUAUGUUAGACAAGUCAACAGUGUGGAAGGAGUACAGAGACCAAAAACACGACCUCUUUAUCACAGAUUCCAAUAUAUCCGGCUACCUUACAGGUGUUGUUCAAGAUACAGGUCCUACUGGCCCAGGGGUUGCCGGUUACCUUACAGCGGGCACAAGAACUGCCAUGCCAGAUGCCCCGCCCCCUAUCGACCAUGGACACCCACAAGACGACCUGCACUAACCAACCAAUCAAUCAGAUUGGCCCAUGCUCACUGAUUGACAUGUUCAAUGAUUGACACGUUCUUGUUUGUUGUUAAGUUUGCUUUUCUGUGAAGAUGUUGUUGUAUACUUCCUGAAGCCUUUAACUGAAAAAUUUGCAGUAUUCCAAUCAGUUUUCUUUGAAAGAAAAGCAAAACAGAAUCCAGCCCAAAUAAGAUAUCAUCAUCAUGUGUUCAACCAAUCCUGAUUAAGAAUGACUUGUAGCCCAAGUGGUUGAAUUACUGUUCAACACAGCAGUUAUUAUUCAACCCAUGUGAAUUACUACUCAUACCCAUGCAGAUUGCAAUAUAAACCAUACAGAUUGUUACUCAACCAACUUGAUUUGCUACUCCACCCAUAAAAAUUACUGUUUGACCGAUAUUCAUUGCUAUUCAACUCAUACAAAUUGC